ACACCACCAAACCAACCUAAAAAUAAUUUUUUUUCUGCUCUCUAAGAAAUUCUUCUCUUCUAACUGCUUGUGUUUGCUGCCAAUCUCUUAUCUCUCUCUCUUCUCUCCUCUUCUCUAACAAUGUCAGCAUUUUAUUUUUUAGCAGCCACCAAACCAGUCUGACAAUCCAUUUGCUAAGCAUUUUAUUCUUCAUUCACUUUGCUGCAGCAUCCCCUACUUGGAACCCACACCAUGGCCUCUAAAUCAAAAUCUACUUUAUCUGAUACUCCCAAUAGCAAGCCUUCACCAGCAACUCCUAGAGUUAGUAAAUUGGGCAGGGGAGUGGCUAAAUCAGAGACUGAUUCACCUUCUCCCCUGCACAAUCCUCGCAUUUCGGUUGAUCGGUCCCCGCGAUCUGUUGCUUCAAAGCCCACAAUUGAGCGUCGAUCCCCGAAGGUUUCUACCCCACCUGAAAAACCACAAUCGCGGGUUUUGAAAGGAUCAGAGUUACAGGCUCAGUUGAGUCAUGCUCAAGAAGAUCUCAAGAAAGCAAAGGAACAGUUGGUUAUAGCUGAGAAAGAGAAGGUGCAAGCCAUCGAUGAAUUGAAAGAAGCACAUAAAUCAGCUGAAGAGGCAAAUGAGAAACUCAGGGAGGCUUUGGUUGCUCAAAAACGAGCAGAAGAGAACUCAGAGAUUGAGAAGUUCCGAGCAGUUGAGAUGGAACAGGCAGGGAUCGAGGCAGCCCAAAAAAAGGAAGAUGAAUGGCAGAAAGAGCUUGAAAGUGUCAGGAGCCAACAUGCACUAGAUGUUGCUGCUCUUCUCUCUGCCACUCAGGAGCUGCAAAGGGUGAAGCAAGAAUUGGCCAUGACUUCAGAUGCAAAGAAUCAGGCCUUGAGCCAUGCUGAUGAUGCAACCAAAAUUGCUGAGAUUCAUGCUGAGAAGGCUGAGAUCCUCUCAGCUGAGUUGACCCGGUUGAAGGCCUUGCUUGAUUCCAAGAAUGAGACGGAGGCUAAUGAGAACAGCAAGAUGGUGGCAGCUCUAAACUCUGAGAUAGAUUCUCUGAAACAAGAACUUGAGGAAGCAAAAGCUUCUGAGGAGGCAUUGGCAGAAAGGGAGGCUUCCAUUGAACAGCUAAAUGUUGAUCUAGAAGCUGCGAGAAUGGCUGAAUCUUAUGCAAGAAAUUUAGUGCAGGAGUGGAAACAGAGGGUUGAGGAAUUAGAGACUCGGGUGGAGGAAGCAACUCGUUUGGAGAAAUCUGCAACUGAAUCUUUAGAUUCGGUCAUGCAACAGCUCGAGGGAAACAAUGGUCUAUUGCAUGAUGCAGAAUCCGAAAUUGCUGCUCUUAAAGAAAAAGUGGGAUUGUUGGAAAUCUCACUUGGAAGACAGAAAGGGGAUUUUGAGGAGUCAGAACGUCGUCUUGAAGUGGCAAAGCAAGAAGCUUCUGAAAUGGGAAAAAUGGUGGAAUCUCUGAAGGCUGAGCUUGAAACUCUGAAGGAGGAGAAAGCUCAGGCUUUGAACAAUGAGAAGCUUGCUGCUUCCAGUGUUCAAAAUCUGUUGGAAGAGAAAAACAAACUCCUAAAUGACUUGGAAAAUUCAAAGGAUGAAGAAGAGAAAAGUAAAAAGGCAAUGGAAAGCUUAGCUUCAGCCUUACAUGAAGUCUCUUCAGAAGCAAGGGAAGCCAAGGAAAAGCUAUUAGCUGCUCAGGGAGAGCAAGAAAUGUAUGACAACCAGAUUGAAGAUCUGAAGAUGGUUCUGAAAGCAACUAAUGAGAAGUAUGAAACCCUGCUUGAUGAUGCAAAACACGAAGUUGAACUUCUUACAAGUACGAUUGAACAAUCCAAGCAUGAAUUUGAGACUUCCAAGGCAGAGUGGGAGCAGCAAGAGCUUCAUUUGGCCAAUUGUGUGAAACAGUCUCAAGAACAGAACGCCUCAUUGGAAAAAGAAGUAAAUAGAUUGGUAAGUGUGCUUGCAGAGAAUGAGCAAGAAGCUUGUGCCACAAAGGAGGAAGGAGCUAAGCUGAAGGCUACCGUCAAGGAAGCUGAAUCUGAGGUCAUUUAUUUAAAGGAAGUUCUUGGGGAAGCAAAAGCUGAGAGUAUGAGAUUGAAGGAGAAUUUGUUGGACAAAGAAAAUGAGUUACAGAAUGUAAUUCAAGAGAAUGAGGAGCUCCGAAGCAGAGAAGCUACUUCUCUGAAGAAGGUUGAGGAGUUAUCAAAGUUGCUUGAAGAAGCUACUGCCAAAAAGAAAACUGAAACUGAGGAAAAUGAAGAGCUAACCGACAGUGAAAAGGAUUAUGAUUUGCUCCCUAAGGUGGUUGAAUUUUCAGAAGAAAAUGGAAAUGCAAGAGAGGAGAAGCCCAAAAAGGAGAUCCCAUCUCAACAAUGCGAGGAGCCCACAAAAGCAGAUCUUCAGGAAGAGAGUAAACCCGUGAAGGAAGGCGCAGUUCAAACUAACACUGCCAAAUUUGAAAACUUGAAUGGAAAACCAAAGGACGAUGAAAGCAAAGAAAAAGAGGACGAUUCAGUAGAAGGUGAAUUUAAAAUGUGGGAGAGCUGCAAAAUAGAAGAGAAAGACUACUCACCAGAGCGAGAGACAGAGCAUGGAUCCUUCGAAGAGGAUGUCGACUCAAAGGCAGAGGGUGGUGACAGCUUUGAUCAGAUUAACGGGCUAUCAUCAGAGAACCUUGAAAAUGGUGGAAGCUCACCCACAAAGCAGCAACAACAGAAGAAGAAGAGACCUUUACUUCGGAAGUUUGGAAGCUUACUUAAGAAGAAGGGUACCACCAACCAGAAGUAGAGGUCUGGCCGAGUUGUGGCCUGGCUGGCGCCUGAAUAGCAGGCAGGUAUAUGCAUACUAUCUUGCACCUGAAUGUGUUUGCUUUUUUAUGCUUUUGGGUUCUGAUUUUAAGAAUAGGGGGAAAAUAUGCAGAGGGGCUUGUACUAUCUUUAGAUUUUUCGUUCCUUUUCAUUGAUGUGAUUCCCAUGUUGGUUGGGGGAGUAUCUUGUAUGUGAUGCAGAUUUUUUUCUUCUUUCUUGUCUAAGUUUCAUGGAAAGGAGUGAUUACCUUAAAAAUUGUAUGUUAAUGUGCUUUCAUCUAUUUUACAUCGAUAAAUCACCGUUUAUUGUUUAAUUCCUCGGAAGGGA
This is a messenger RNA of Vitis riparia (riverbank grape), 3119 nucleotides long. Its product is annotated as WEB family protein At5g16730, chloroplastic-like. Bases 232 to 2772 code for a protein of 846 amino acids. The record is from RefSeq and is a predicted model, not a curated record. Lineage: Eukaryota; Viridiplantae; Streptophyta; Magnoliopsida; Vitales; Vitaceae. The transcript is spliced from 3 exons. Gene Ontology annotation, biological process: reciprocal meiotic recombination.